CACACAAUCGAUCAAUCAAUCGGGCCAUGUGCGCCGCCAAAUGCAAAGCGAACUUUUUUCUACCUUGAAUAUUUUCCCUCUCCUUCAAUCCUCCAUCUCACGCCAACCGGUUGACUUCUUCUACUAACAACAGGGAAUCAAUCGAAGAUGUCUCACCGUAAGUUCGAGGCGCCUCGCCACGGUUCGUUGGCUUUCUUGCCGCGAAAGCGUGCUGCUCGUCACCGAGGAAAGGUCAAGUCUUUCCCCAAGGAUGACCCCAAGAAGCCCGUCCACCUCACCGCCGCCAUGGGCUACAAGGCCGGUAUGACGACCAUCGUCCGUGACCUCGACCGACCCGGCGCGAAGUCGCAUAAGAAGGAGAUUGUUGAGGCUGUUUCCAUUAUUGAUACCCCACCUAUGAUCGUUGUUGGUCUUGUGGGCUACAUCGAGACUCCCCGGGGUCUACGAUCUCUCACCACCGUCUGGGCUGAACACUUGAGUGACGAGGUCAAACGUCGCUUCUACAAGAACUGGUACAAGAGCAAGAAGAAGGCUUUCACCAAGUACGCCAAGAAGCACGCCGAGAGCAGCGGCUCCUCCUUCACUCGUGAGCUCGAGCGCAUCAAGAAGUACUGCACUGUCGUCCGUGUGCUUGCCCACACCCAGAUCCGCAAGACUCCUUUGAAGCAGAAGAAGUCCCACCUUAUGGAGAUCCAGGUCAACGGUGGCUCCAUCGCCGACAAGGUGUCCUUCGGCCACGGUCUCUUUGAGAAGCCCGUCAGCAUCGACUCCAUCUUCGAGCAGGAUGAGAUGAUCGAUGUCAUUGCCGUCACCAAGGGUCACGGUUUCAACGGUGUCACAGCCCGUUGGGGUACCAAGAAGCUGCCGCGCAAGACACACAAGGGUCUCCGCAAGGUUGCUUGUAUUGGUGCCUGGCACCCGUCUCACGUCCAGUGGACUGUUGCCCGUGCUGGUCAAAUGGGUUACCACCAUCGUACAUCAGUCAACCACAAGGUCUACCGUAUUGGCAAGGGUGACGAUGAGGGUAACGCCUCUACUGAGCAGGAUAUCACAAAGAAGACCAUCACUCCUCUUGGUGGUUUCGUCCGAUAUGGUGACGUUAAGAACGACUUCGUCAUGGUUAAGGGCUCUAUUCCCGGUGUCAAGAAGCGGGUUAUGACACUCCGCAAAUCCAUGUUCGUCCACACAUCAAGAAAGGCCUUGGAGAAGGUUCAACUGAAGUGGAUCGACACGUCAUCCGAGUUUGGUCACGGUGCUUUCCAGACUCCGGCCGAGAAGAAGCAGUUCAUGGGUACGCUCAAGAAGGACCUGGUACAGAGCUCGUAAGGCAGCUUUGUAUUUCCGUAUUUUAGUCUUUGCAUCGGUGUUCUCGGUUCCCUUUUCGGCUACUGCAAUGGACGUGGUGGGCUUACGGAUUGGCAUAUGAGUUGCAGCUAAUGAGAAACUGCAUGAAUGAAAAAAAGCCCAUUUAGAUUCCCAAUUGCACAUAAUUUCUUCUCGUGAGUUCUGUAUUAUGAUUAAGACCCAACUUGGGAGGUGUGAGUUAGCUGUUCCCCAAGACUCGAUAUAUACUCUUGAACUUGUCAAAGCCGUAUACCUACUGCUAGCGAGUAAUAUCAAAGGAAAAUAAGAACCGUACAUUGUUGUUGCCUUCGAAAAA
Molecule: messenger RNA, 1660 nt
Organism: Xylaria bambusicola
Lineage: Eukaryota; Fungi; Ascomycota; Sordariomycetes; Xylariales; Xylariaceae
Product: ribosomal protein L3-domain-containing protein
Exons: 4
Coding region: 148-1326 (392 amino acids)
Biological process (GO): translation; ribosomal large subunit assembly
Cellular component (GO): ribosome; cytosolic large ribosomal subunit
Molecular function (GO): RNA binding; structural constituent of ribosome
Source: RefSeq, a predicted model, not a curated record